Kuraishia capsulata CBS 1993 is the source of this 1377-nucleotide messenger RNA. RefSeq lists its product as uncharacterized. Gene Ontology annotation, molecular function: protein tyrosine phosphatase activator activity; peptidyl-prolyl cis-trans isomerase activity. Gene Ontology annotation, cellular component: protein phosphatase type 2A complex; nucleus; cytoplasm. The transcript has a single exon. Bases 1 to 1377 code for a protein of 458 amino acids. Lineage: Eukaryota; Fungi; Ascomycota; Pichiomycetes; Pichiales; Pichiaceae. The record is from RefSeq and is a predicted model, not a curated record. Gene Ontology annotation, biological process: mitotic spindle organization.
AUGCAGAAUACUGCCCAGAAACCACAAAAUGGUCUGCUGAGACUGGACCCUUCAACCGUCCAGAGUGAUUUGUGGAAACAACCGGUGAAGCGUAUUCAUGAAGCAUCGGAUCUAGUGUACUUCCAUCAGUCAGUUGCUUUGCACAACAUACAAGCCACGAUUAUUGAGUUUUGUCAGCUAGUGAGUUUUCAGGAAGUCCCUGAAGGGGUUUUGGACGAUUCUAUUGUAUCAAUUGAGGAAAAUGCUCGAAAUGGCAGUCAUGGUGUUGUUUGUCUGGCUCCUCCCACAACAGUGGAUCCGGGGUUCCAGGACGUUCACCAUCCAGCGGGAGUCAGAGCUGUUCUGAAGGUCCUGAGUUUCCUGGAAGAUGUUAAGAAGAGAUGUCCUCCUUUGGAGGGACCGCGAAGGUUUGGAAAUAUGGCAUUCCGUACUUUCCACGAUACUCUUGCAGAGGAGAUUGACGAGAUACUAGGCGAGGCAUUCGGACCUCUAUUUCACUUUGGAACAAGUACCAUCGAGGAGUUUGUGAGUGAGGCUAAGUAUUAUCUUGUUGGAUCACUUGGAUCCAGAAACCGCCUUGAUUACGGAACAGGACACGAACUUUCGUUCUUGGCCUUCGUUUCGGGUCUCUUGAUGUGUGGUAUAAUCGAGCCUGAAGAACUAAAGGGAACAGAUAUAUUGACCAUGUUUGGCAAAUACUACGAUUUAGUGAAGGAGCUUAUAUUGUCGUACACUCUUGAACCUGCUGGAUCACACGGAGUGUGGGGCCUGGAUGACCAUUUCCAUCUGAUCUACAUCCUUGGUGCAGCGCAGCUAGUGAAUUUCUCUGAGGUGAUGAAUGGAGGAGACUCUCGCGAAAACAGAAGGCAUAACGAGGAGAAUAUGCGGCAGAGACUUACUCCUGCACCCAGAUCGGUUUUGAACUCGACGUCUCUGCGCAGAUACCGCACGAAGAACCUGUAUUUCAAUGCCAUUUCGUUCAUCAAGAAGGUCAAGUCUGGUCCCUUCAACGAACAUUCUCCGGUGCUAUAUGACAUCAGCAGCUCCAAGCCCUGGGAGAAGAUCUCGAAGGGCAUGGUGAAAAUGUACUAUGCUGAGGUGCUGUCAAAGUUUCCUGUGGUUCAGCACUUCUAUUUUGGUGGUGUUUUGUUCCCAUGGAAGGACCAGGCAACCGGUAAAGCUCUUCCUGAAACAACACCUGAAGAAACUGGUGGAGAAUUUGACACAGAAGCAUCGCCAGGAGUGGAGGACAGCCAAACAUUUGAUGCUCGCAACCAACCCACCUUGCGAAAUACCCAUGGCAGUCAGUUCUCUCGGAGAUCUCCACCUGUGAGGGGAUCAGUAGAAGUACCGACAAAAGCCCCAUGGGCCAGAUGA